Plasmodium vivax (malaria parasite P. vivax) is the source of this 4686-nucleotide messenger RNA. RefSeq lists its product as hypothetical. NCBI's taxonomy places the organism in Eukaryota, Apicomplexa, Aconoidasida, Haemosporida, Plasmodiidae. The record is from RefSeq and is a predicted model, not a curated record. Bases 1 to 4686 code for a protein of 1561 amino acids. The transcript has a single exon.
AUGACCGCGAAUUUCAAAAACAAAACUGCCCUUUGCUAUCUCGAUGAAAACUUGAACAGCAACUCGUACAGCGAAAGUGAAAAAAUUUUCCUGAAGAACAACAUAAAUUGGAACAAAAUAAAUGUAUUAAAAUGUAACAAGAAGAAAAAUGAAGAGGGAAGCAGCUGCAGCAGCAGCGUCGGCAUCGUUAUGGAUAUGGGCAGUGGCAACAACAACGAGGGUAGCAUCAACUACAAAAGUCUGCAGAAGUUCAAAAGUAGCUGCUAUUCGGGGCGCGCAAGUCGAAAGGACAAGAGUGUUUUAAGCAAAAGGAAGUACAGCCACCUGUCUGAAGAGUAUGAGAAAAGGAAAAGAAAGCUCUCACCGUCGGAUCUGUUCGAGGACGACGGAGAUGGUGACGGUGAUGGGGAUGGGGAUGGCGGUGAUGAUGACCACAUCGAUGGCGCAGCGUCGCACGAAAUUCCAAGUGAAGACCACUUUAAAAACAAGUACGAUUUUGAGUUCGUCGAGAAUUACAAAAAUGUCUACCUGAAUAAAGGCGCCACCGGUGGUGGGGUAACCCAGGGGAAAAUGCCCCAGCAGCAGAUGCGGAAGAUGCAGAAGAUGCAACAGAUGCAGCAGAAUGAGGAUGAAGAGGAAGAAGAGGAAGAGGAGGAGGAGGAGGACGUGCUUGCCAACAGCCAAGUGAGCAAAGAUGGGAGCAGCGGCGCAGAGCGGGACGAGGACUUCCCGGACGCCGACGGAAGCGGGAGUGGCCAAGUGGAGGGGAAAUACCAAAAUGAUAAAAUCUACGGCACCUGCUUCGAAAAUGUCGAAAGUUCGUUCAUCCUAACGAGGAACAUGAAAAGGAGCUACAAAAAUUUUAUACAAAAUGAAAAGAAAAAAAAAAAAGGUCAAGCAGAGGGGUGUGCGAAAAAGUCUGCUGGAAAUGGCUAUACGGGUACGCUCGAGGGGAACAGGUUACUUUGCCCAAACGACAUGGGGUUGAACUGUGAUUUGGGAGAGGAGGAGGAAGACGAAAUGGAAGUGGAAGGGGAAGAGGAAGACGAAGACGAAAUGGAAGUGGAAAGGGAAGUGGCAGAGGAAGACGAAAUGGAGGGGGAAGAAUAUUUCAACAACACCCCGAAGAAUCUCCCCACUCGUGAGACCAACGAUUUGAAGGGAGUUCUUGACAUGCUUAACGGCUCACAUGAAAAUGCCGAAGAGGGGAAUAAACCCAGUGAUAGAAAAAAUGUGGAGGAACAAAGCAACGAAUUAGACGGUGAUUACAAUUACCCUUGCAAUGACGAGCGGAACGACCACUCGUUUGAGGGUGGUAGAUUAAACCAGCAACAGAACAGCAACAAUGACGGUGGCCAUAGCGGGGGAGAGGCCCACCCCACGGAUGGACAAUCAAAUUUAACAGAACCGGAAAGGGAAACACAGUUUUUUACGCCUUCCCAAACGGUCGACAAGAGGAAUCUCGUAAGUACGUUCAAAGAUGAUGAAGAGGAGGAGGACGACGAGGCGGAGGAGGGAGAAGCGCAGGAGGGCCAAGCGGAGGAGGACCAAGCGGAGGAAAACAAAGCGGAGGAAAACCAACUGGAGGAGGACCAAACAGAGGGACAAAUCAAUAAGAACAUUCCACCCAAAGGGAAUAAACCGAACAAGAGGCCUUACAAGAAAGGCAACAGAUCGGUACCAAAAGAAAAAAUAAAUGUGAAAGAAGAAAAAGAGAACGGACUGGAGGAAGAUCAAGAAACGCAUGACAGUGAUAGUGAAAGUCGGAAUGUUCUGAAAUCCUUGGACGAUUUGGAUCAUGUGCCGAUAAGCGGAAGUCAGGGGGAGAAGGGAAAUUUCGAAGAGUGCAAUGGCGCUGCGAUGGAGGAAAGGGGUUUCCCCGUCGUACAUAAGGAGAAGCAGGAGGUGGGGGAGAAUGCGAUGGGGGCCAGACAGAGGGAGGGCGCAUCACCAGGUUUGGCUGCCAAGCCGGCAGGUGCUGCUAUGAAACAGAAAGAUGCAGUUAUGAAGCCCGUAGGUACGAUUAACAAACCAGUAGGUGCUAUUAACAAACCUGUAGGCAGCAUUAACAAACCCGUAGGUGCCGCCAACAAACCUGUAGGUGCCGUCAACAAACAGAUAAGCAAAGCGGCGCCCGUAGAAAGGAAGAAAAAAGUAGUUCGCAAAAACUGCCUAAUCAAAGUGGAAGCGCCGAAAGAGAACAGCGAAGUUAAUGCGCCAGCCACAAUGGUUAGAGUUAAAGAGGAAAACUGCGAGGAUGACAUUAGGGUGGAGGGAAGGCCAGCAGACACUAACGCGAGCAAAAUGGACAAGCUGAGGGAAAAUUUUGGAGCCAUUCGGAUAAAGCUGGAGGUGGAGGAGAGCGGCGUGCGCAUAAAGACGGAGCCCAGGGAGAUCCCGCAGGUGGGUAAGCAUGGGGAGAGAGACCAUCAUGAGGAGAUAAACCAACUUGGGGAGAUAAACCAUCAUGAGGAGAUAAACCAACAUGGGGAGAUAAACCAGCAUGACGUCUCACCACCCUUGACGCAAAGCAUACCAACGAACGUGGCACAGAGGGGAGACGCCAACAAGUGUCCCAAAACAGUUGGCGAAAGGACUAGCAGCAGAACGAGCGGCAAGGCUAGCGACAGGAGCGGGAGGAGCGGCGCCCAAACAGGCGACAACGCGCAAGGUAAAAGGAGAAGCCUGUUUUAUGAAAAUAUGUCGAGCAAAAUUUCGAGAAUUUUCUUUUUCUCCUCCAAGAAGGUUAGCAGUAAUGAACCGGAUGGAAACUCGGACAGUGAACGGGAGAGUCAAAAUAGGAAAAGGGACAGUGGUGACAAUAAAGAGGGGAAUGGAGAGACGAACGAAAGUGAAGAGGGUGAGCAGAAGGAAGCGAACGAAUCGAAUGAUCCCAAUGGAGGACCUACAGGUCAGCCGCUCUACUCAACGGAACAACCACAAGAGGAGGGUGCCCAAAUGGUUAACACCGCUCAGUUGAAAGAUCUCGCGAGGGAAGGCGAUGGCGAUGGCGAUGGCGGCAACGUUGGAAAUGCCCCCAAUGAAGGAAAACCAGGUGAGGGAAAUGAAAAUUUGCAAACCUGUGAAAGCAGGGAUGGUGGCGAUGGUAACAACUUUGGUGAGCACACUGGUGAGCACAUUCGUGGGGGGGAGCUGACCAGCAAGGCGAAAAAGGCGAAGAAGAACCCCCUGGGGGCCAAGAAAGUUAGCCGCAGAAAAAUAACCAUAGUGAAGAAGGAACCCCUCGGCGCAGCCAACCUAUCGGAGAUUGAAACAAGGACGUGCAACUUGUGUAACUUCAUUUUUGCGAAUAGCAAAUUAAUGCAAAGACAUGUGAUGAGCGUCCACUCUGACGAAAGGCCAUACGAAUGCGAAGUGUGUCUCAAGCGGUACAAACGGGCGGAUCACUUGAAACUGCAUCGGAUAAGACACGACCUGAAUAGAGAGGAGAAUAAGUUCCAGUGCUCCAUCUGCCAGAUGUUUUUCAAAACGCCCAGGCAGCUGAACAAUUGCAAGUUGAAGCAUAUGAAGUGUUCCUUGGCUAAGGGGGCCGCGGUAGGUGCGGCAGCGGAGUCAGCGGAGUCUGCGGUAGGUGCACCUGCGGCAGAUGAGCAUUUCCAUGGUAGCCAGAUGGAAGGCGCGGUCGACGAGGUAGGGAACCAUUGGGAGGGUCACCCGCAACAGGGGGAAAACGACACGAGUGGUAAGACAAUGCAAAGCGGUGAAGACCAUGCAGAGGGAGAGAGGCACACUGGUGGAAGCGAGAGCGGCACGUGGAGCGGCGAUGCUGUCCCGGAGCAGGCGGGCACUGAGCUCAGCGCGCAGCGGGAAGUCGAAGCGGAAGAGCAGCAGAUGGACGCGGAUGAGCAGCAAAUGGACGUAGAUCAGCAGCAGAUGGACGCGGAUGAACAGCAAAUGGACGCAGAUGAACAACAAAUGGACGCCUCACAGCGGUGGGAACUGAAGAAGGAGAACUGCAGCCCAAGUAGCAUUUCCGUCGAAAUUCGAACGUGCAACGUGUGCAGCAUGAUUUUUGCAAAUAAAAAAUUAAUGAAGAGGCAUCUGAUGAGUGUGCAUUCAGAAUCAAGGCCAUACAAAUGUCACCUGUGCAUAAAGACAUACAAACGCUCGGAUCAUUUAAAGAAGCAUAUUUUAACCCAUAAAGAUAAUAAAGAGAAAAUAAAAUACACUUGUUCCAUUUGCCAGUCCAGUUUUGAUACCCCCAAAGAGUUGAGAUCGCAUAAGAUAAGGCACUACACAUGUCCAUAUGAAAAUUGCUCCUACUCCUAUUCGACGAUCUCUAAAAUGAAGUACCAUUUGAAUAAGCACAAAUGUAACCUAUUCUAUUCCUGCCCCGUGUGUGCCAAGAAAUUUCUCAUUUAUAAAGAGUUUAUACAGCACAAGAGGAGCUGCUUUAAGAAGAAGUACGUCUGCCUGCAGUGUAACAAAAUUUAUUUGCAUGUGAAUGGAUACAAUAAGCAUGUGCGGAAGGUCCAUUUGAAUAUCAUUCAGAACUACAAGUGUACGGUGAACAACUGCAGCAAGGAAUUCUCAUCUGAAUUCAGCUUGAAGGAGCACAUAAUUAAUUUCCACCACCGGGUCAAGCGCUUCUUCUGCUCCAAGUGCAACAUGUCCUUCGGCUACAGGAGCUCCUUUCGCCGCCACAACAUUAAUAUACACCCGUGA